UUUUGAUCCCCUUUUUAAGUUUUGGAGACAGAAAGUUCAGCUUUUAAUACGAAAUAGACCUUCGCAGUGGCAGGAUACGCAUUUCAGUUAAGGGGUGUGUUGGGGGGGGUGCUGGGAUGGAACUUGAGCAUCUUAGGGAAGCGCUCCUCCGCCGACCUAUAUCUCCCAACGCAAGAGUAAAGUAUCUUUUAUUUCGAGGUAAUGUCUUCUUGUAGCUCAGGCUGACCUCGACUUCAUUAUGUAGUCUCAGGGUGGCCUUGAACUCACGGUCAUCCUACCUGUGUCUCCCGAGGGCUGGGCUUAAAGGCGUGCACCACCACUCGUGGCUGUGAUGAAGGUGUGACAGCCUUGCCUGUAGUGUAAUUUAACAGGGAGAGCAGAAGUGUGGCAUCACGCGGCCCACCUCGUAUUUCUGAGGAGUUGCAGCUGGAUGCAAGAGCCUUGUGAUGGGAAGCGUGGUUACGCUAGGCCCAUGGUAACAGACCGGAAGUGUCUUCAUUUACACUUUUGUCUAACUGAUCGGACCUACACCGAGGCUAGAAACAGAUACUGGUCCCAGCAGGUUUGACUGGAUAGACUACUGUGUAUGAAGUCCCGGGACCUGGAAAGCUUGAGGGAUAGGAUCCCGCGAGAAGUUUUUCACGUGAAGGGUGCUGAGGAACCCCGAGGCCUACUUUCCAGGACCAUGGCGGACUCGAGGCUGCUGGUACCAGAGCUGAGCGAGGCAGAGACAAUGGGUGAUGAGACAGCGCUGUUCGAGGAGCUACUGCUGCAGGCUUCCAAGGAGCUCCAGCAAUCCCAGACAGCCAGCUCAGAAUCUACACAGAUCCAGCCUCAGCCUGGUUUCUGCAUAAAGACCAAUUCAUCAGAAGGGAAGGUUUUCAUCAACAUCUGCCACUCGUCCUCCAUCCCUCCCCCUGCGGAUGUGACCGAGGAAGAGCUACUUCAGAUGCUGGAGGAGGACCAAGCUGGCUUCCGCAUCCCCAUGAGUCUGGGAGAGCCACAUGCCGAACUGGAUGCAAAAGGCCAGGGUUGUACCGCCUAUGACGUGGCAGUCAACAGUGACUUCUACCGGAGGAUGCAGAACAGCGAUUUCUUGCGUGAGCUCGUGAUCACCAUUGCCAGGGAGGGCCUUGAGGACAAAUAUGGCUUGCAGCUGAAUCCUGAAUGGCGCAUGUUGAAGAACCGGGCUUUCUUGGGCUCCAUCUCACAGCAAAAUAUCCGUUCCCGGCAGCGCCCUCGCAUCCAGGAGAUGGGAACCCUGAAUGACCCCCUUACAGCUGAGAAAGGCCCAGAGAAGCCGCAUCUGAACCUUUGGCUGGAAGCUCCUGAUCUGCUCUUGGCUGAAGUUGACCUCCCCAAGCUGGAUGGAGCCCAUGGGCUUUCGCUGGAACUUGGUGAAAACCGUCUGGUGGUGGGGGGUCCUCAGCGGCUGUAUCAACUGGAUGUUGCCGUCCCCCUACGGAUCAACACUGAGGAGAGCAGGGCGGCCUUCCACCGCAAGAGAAGGCAACUCAUGGUGGCCCUGCCCCUUCUGUCAGUGCCUUCUUGAUCAAGUGUCCCCUUGAGCUUCUAUAUAUGGACAAAAAGUUGAUUUCUUCUCCAAAAGUGAAAUAAAAGAUUUUCAUGUUUU
This is a messenger RNA of Jaculus jaculus (lesser Egyptian jerboa), 1633 nucleotides long. RefSeq names its product PIH1 domain containing 1 (gene Pih1d1). Lineage: Eukaryota; Metazoa; Chordata; Mammalia; Rodentia; Dipodidae. The transcript has 9 exons. Gene Ontology annotation, cellular component: ribonucleoprotein complex; cytoplasm; R2TP complex. Gene Ontology annotation, biological process: box C/D snoRNP assembly; rRNA processing. The coding region runs from base 587 to 1552 and encodes 321 amino acids. The record is from RefSeq and is a predicted model, not a curated record.